Poecilia latipinna (sailfin molly) is the source of this 2102-nucleotide messenger RNA. Its product is annotated as complement C3-like. Gene Ontology annotation, cellular component: extracellular region. The record is from RefSeq and is a predicted model, not a curated record. Gene Ontology annotation, molecular function: endopeptidase inhibitor activity. The transcript is spliced from 19 exons. The annotation marks the transcript as partial. Lineage: Eukaryota; Metazoa; Chordata; Actinopteri; Cyprinodontiformes; Poeciliidae.
AAUAAAAUGUGAUUAUUUUUUUAUCAAACUCGAGGUGAGAGCGACGACAGCAGCUACAUGGACACCAAUGAUAUUGUCUCUCGCACCAAAUUCCCUGAAAGCUGGCUGUGGUCCGAUGUCAAAUUGCCAGCAUGUCCUCCAGACAAGCCUAACUGCGAAACAACCUCCUUCGUAAAGAAAAUGGCUCUGCAGGAUACGAUCACAACAUGGCGGUUCACAGGGAUUGGUCUGUCCAAAACUGGUGGCCUCUGUGUGGCCGACCCUUUGGACAUUGUUGUUCGAAAGGAUUUCUUCAUUGAUCUCAAACUGCCCUAUUCAAGUGUUCGAGGAGAGCAGAUAGAAAUUAAAGCCAUUCUGCACAACCAAAGUCCUGAUAUUGCCACUGUACGUGUGGAUCUACUUGAGGCAGAACAUGUGUGCAGCGCAGCUUCAAGGCGUGGGAAAUAUCAGCAGGAGGUCAAAGUUGGGGCCUCGAGUACACAAUCAGUUCCCUUUGUUAUUAUUCCGAUGAGAGAAGGAGAUUUCAACAUCGAGGUCAAAGCGGCUGUCAAGGAUACCAUGCUCAGAGAUGGAAUUACAAAAAAGCUGCGGGUUGUGCCGGAAGGCUUCCUAGUAAAAGCACCUCAAACUAUAAACCUGGAUCCCGAAAACGAAGGAAAAGAUGGUAAACAAGUGCAGCUCCUCCGCAGUAACAUUCCUCUGAUUGACAUCAUACCGAACUCAACUACCAGCACACAAAUAGCAAUUACAGGAAAAAAGCCUAAAGAAGAGCUGAAGAACGCCGUCACUGGAGAGUCGAUGAGCGGCCUGCUCUACCAACCUUCUGGUUGUGGAGAGGAAAACAUGAUCCACUUGACAAUGCCCGUCAUUGCAAUCACGUAUUUGGACAUGACCUACCAGUGGGAAGCCGUGGGGGUCGAGAGACGGGAUGAAGCCCUGCAACACGUCAUAACCGGUUACCGUAAUCAGCUAAGCUACCGUAAAAGAGACGGAUCCUUUGCUGCAUAUCCUGAUCAUGACAGCAGCACAUGGCUGACGGCGUAUGUUGUCAAGGUUUUCUCCCUGGCCCACAGACUGGUGGCCGUUCAAAGCAAAGUCAUCUGUGACGCCGUCAACUUUUUGAUUCACAACGCACAGCAGCCUGACGGGAUGUUCAGAGAAGUUGGAAGAAUGUCCCACGUAGAGAUGACAGGUGACGUCGGCGGCGUAGAUUCGGACGUCUCCCUGACAGCCUUUUGCCUCAUUGCCAUGCAGGAGUCAAGCGGGUUAUGUAGUGCCAGUGUUAAUAGUUUACAAGACAGCAUAAACAAAGCAGUGAGCUACCUCCAAAAACGCCUGCUGACCUUAAUCAAUCCCUAUGCCGUUGCCAUGGCGUCGUAUGCCCUGGCCAAUGAAAACAAGCUGAACCUGGAGAUCCUGCACAGUUUCUCCUCUCCAGAUCAGUCCCACUGGCCGGUACCAGUGGGUCGUGUUUACACAGUGGAAGCCACAGCAUACGCUCUCCUGGCUCUGGUCAGAUUCAAGGCAUUUAAAGAAGCCUGGCCAGUUGCAAGGUGGUUUAACAAACAGCUAAGAGAAAAUGGAGGCUUUGGAUCAACUCAGGCCACUGUGAUGGCGUACCAGGCCGUGGCAGAGUUCUGGACUGGUGAACAAGAUCCAGACUAUUAUCUAAAUGUGGACAUCUUGUUGCCGGGCAGAUCAAAGCCUGUGAAAUACAACUUCAACAGGAAGAACUACUUUGCCACAAGAACAUCUAAAAUGAAUAAUAUAAACCAAGACGUGACUGUCGUUGCUACAGGCCCAGGAGAAGCCACAGUGACGAUGGUGUCGUUAUUUUAUGCUUUACCCAAUGAAAAAUAUAGUGAUUGUCAGAAGUUCAAUAUGACAGUAGAACUCCUCCCAGAGACAUCAGAUGAACGUGAGAAGAUAUACAAGAUAAGAAUAGAGCUUUUAUAUAAGAACCAACAUCGAGAUGCCGCCAUGACAGUUUUGGAUAUCGGUUUGCUAACCGGCUUCACUGUUAACACCAAAGACCUAAACCUUUUAUCUAAAGGUCGAGCCCGCACUAUCUCAAAGUACAAGGAGAUUAUCAGUGACUCAGA